CUUUAAUGGGCCCAGGGUCCAAUAACCCAAUUGGGUUAUUCCUAGACUUUUCUCCUCCUCCUGUUGUCUUCCAAUUUGGUAUGCGAGAAAAAUAAAAUAAAAUAAAAAUAAGCCAAAGACAAAUUUAAACCUCCGAUUUCAACCUUCUCGGCGAAGAAGAAGAAGAAGAAGAGAAAAUGACGAUUUGCAUGUGUUGCGAUUCACAUCUCGUAGCGAAAUCGAUUCUAAAUCCAUGGAAUUCUCCUAGGAUAACGAAGCUAGGUUUCGUACCAGUCGUUCGCCGUUUUCCAGCUACUACUACCGUCAAGGCUUCGGCGGUGGAUUCACCUGAGAGUUCUUCAAAUUUCGCCAAGCGUAUGGAUCAAGCUUGGAUUAUCUCACAGCAACCAAGUCCUGUUGGAUGUUCAUCGUGCAAUUCAAAGGGUCAUGUGGAAUGCAAAUGGUGUGCGGGUACAGGAUUCUUCAUCCUUGGUGAUAACAUGCUUUGCCAGGUUCCCUCAAGGAAUACUUCAUGUGUAAUCUGCUCUGGACAGGGUUCUGCUAGCUGUAGCGAUUGCAAAGGAACGGGGUUUCGUGCCAAGUGGUUGGAAAAACCUCCAGUGCCAACAUAACUGAUGAACAAAAGCAAGUUAAGCUUUUUGGUCUUUGAUGAUUUCUUAUGGAGGAAAAAUGUUUAUAUAUUGAUUCAAGUGGAACAUGAAUCAGAUAUGCAUAUAUCUUUAUACAUGUGUUAAGUAUAUAUAUGUAAGUUCAUUUAUUCAUUUCCCCUUGUUCUGUCUGUACAACCAAAGGCCUACACAAGAGUUCUUGUAAUCGACACGUGAGUUUUACGAUUUCGAUCAUUGGAGUAGCUCAACGGAAGAACAUUAGUAGCACAGGGUCACCUUCGUAUUUCUUUUGAUAUUUUCUCGUUGUAGGGUUAAAUCAUGUGCAUCUUCCUUACCCUUGAUGAAUCUGGAUAUGGCGUUUCUCUAAUAGAAUUGCGAUUAUCAUCAUCUUAGAUACAGUUUGUGCCUAACAAAUCCAACCUAAGCUAGUUACUUAAUCAUUUUCUUUUGGGGAAGUGAAAAUGGCAUUUGAUUUCAG
Messenger RNA from Arabidopsis thaliana (thale cress), 1086 nucleotides. Its product is annotated as DnaJ/Hsp40 cysteine-rich domain superfamily protein. NCBI's taxonomy places the organism in Eukaryota, Viridiplantae, Streptophyta, Magnoliopsida, Brassicales, Brassicaceae. The transcript is spliced from 3 exons. Bases 177 to 611 code for a protein of 144 amino acids. Gene Ontology annotation, cellular component: chloroplast. The record is from RefSeq and is marked reviewed.